AUGGUCAUGGGAACUUCAAGAGAAUCACUGAAGCUGUCAAAGCCGCACCAAGCAACAGCAAACUCAAAUACUACAUACACAUCAAAGCAGGCACUUAUGUCGAAAAGACAUAUUGGAGAAGGCUUUAUAGCAAAGAACAUUACAUUCAUAAACUCUGCUGGAGCGGGCAACGGACAAGCUGUGGCAGUGAAGAGUAGUUCCAUGUUUUCUGCAUUCUACCAAUGUAGAUUCAAAGGCUAUCAAGACACGCUUUAUGUCCACAGUGGCAUCCAGUUCUACCGGGAAUGUGAAAUCUUUGGGACAGUUGAUUUCAUCUUCGGAGAUGCAAGGGUGGUUUUCCAAAAGUGUGGCAUGUAUGUUCGUCUCCCCGGAAACACAAAUGUGAUUACCGCUCAAGGGAGGGGAACAAGUCUGGAUUCUGGUGGCAUAUCCAUCCACAACUGCACAAUUGCAGCCACAAAGGAGUUCAACUCCCAUUUGGGAAUCAAGGCGUAUCUUGGCCGACCAUGGGGGCGAUUUUCCAAAGUAGUUAUAAUGCAAUCCUUCUUGGAUGAUAUCAUAGACCCGGAGGGAUGGCUUCAAUGGGGUAACGAUACUUCUUCACUAUAUUAUGGGGAAUAUAAUAAUACUGGCGUUGGAGCUAGCUUAGCGAAAAGAGUAAAGUGGAAAGGACGCAAACGCAUGGACCUAGUCCAAGCCAAAAAAUUCACAGUGAGGAAUUUCAUCUAUGGUCAGAAGUGGCUGAAUCCAACCAAAAUCCCAUAUUCUCUAGAUUUUAUGUAG
Messenger RNA from Ilex paraguariensis (yerba mate), 783 nucleotides. The record is from the annotation of a GenBank genome assembly. NCBI's taxonomy places the organism in Eukaryota, Viridiplantae, Streptophyta, Magnoliopsida, Aquifoliales, Aquifoliaceae.